Messenger RNA from Drosophila innubila, 1371 nucleotides. It is a transcript of the gene Or83a, whose product is annotated as odorant receptor 83a. Gene Ontology annotation, cellular component: plasma membrane. Gene Ontology annotation, biological process: detection of chemical stimulus involved in sensory perception of smell; sensory perception of smell. The record is from RefSeq and is a predicted model, not a curated record. Gene Ontology annotation, molecular function: odorant binding; olfactory receptor activity. The coding region runs from base 1 to 1371 and encodes 456 amino acids. Lineage: Eukaryota; Metazoa; Arthropoda; Insecta; Diptera; Drosophilidae. The transcript is spliced from 4 exons.
AUGACGAGUGUCGGGAAUUCCAAUAUUUUCAUAAAAACACAAUGGAAACGUCGCGAUCUAUUCGGGUUUAUACGGUCUACAAUGCGCGUAGCGGCGAUGCAUCCAUGGAGUUUAGACAAUAGUAGUAGUUAUCCCAACUAUCUGAUAAAAAUCGUUGAUUUGAUUUAUGAGAUCUUUAACUACUUUGUGUGUGUGCAUUUGGUGGCAUUAUAUAUCUGUACGAUCUACAUUUAUUAUGACCAAGGGGAUCUGGAAUUUCUGGUUAACUGUCUCAUUCAAACGAUCAUCUAUAUAUGGUCUAUCACAAUGAAAUUGUACUUUCGACGCUUCAGACCAAAGCUCUUAAAUGAGAUAAUAAGAUCUAUCAAUGAAAAACAUCAGACACGCUCGGCACCUGGAUUUACCUAUGUGAACAUUUUGGGUGCCUUGCGUCACUCCAAUCUGUGGAUCAAGACAUAUGUUUAUUGCUGCUUUGUGGGCACCAUAUUCUGGCUUGUGCUGCCCAUAGUUUAUAGAGAUCGAAGUCUGCCGUUAGCCUGUUGGUAUCCAUUUGAUUAUACCCAACCAAUUGUCUACGAGUUCAUAUUCUUUCUCCAGGCCAUGGGACAGAUCCAAGUGGCUGCCUCAUUUUCCUCUUCUAGCGGCUUUCACAUGGUGUUGGGUAUACUUAUAUGUGGCCAAUAUGAUGUCUUAUUUUGUAGCUUGAAAAAUGUGCUGGCCACUAGUUAUUUGAAAAUGGGUGCAAAUAUGAAAGAGUUGAGCAAACUGAGGGAAGCUCAAUCCGUGGCGGACACUGAAGUGAAUCAAUUUAGUUACUCCCAAGAAUACUGCACUCCGCUGGAAAAACUCAUAUAUUCUCAAGAGCCUAGUCACAUUAGGCACUUUUCCGACGCCUUUAAGCAUUCAUUUAGACGCUGCUUGGAACAACAUCAUUAUAUUAUAGAAACUCUAAAUAAAAUAGAAGACUUCUAUAAUCCUAUUUGGAUAUUCAAGAUUGGCGAGGUGACUUUUCUCAUGUGCCUUGUGGCCUUCGUUUCGACCAAGAGCACUACGGCCAAUUCAUUUAUGCGCAUGGUUUCGUUAGGUCAGUAUCUACUGCUAGUGGCGUAUGAGCUCUUCAUAAUCUGUUUCUUUGCCGAGAUGAUUUAUCAGAACAGUCAGCGUUGUGGGGAAGCACUCUGGCGAAGUCCUUGGCACCUUCACAUGCGACAAGUGCGAAGCGAAUAUCUGUUUUUCCUGAUGAAUUCCCGACGACAAUUUCAACUGACUGCUGGUAAAAUAUACAAUCUGAACGUUGAUCGCUUUAGGAGAACUAUUACAACGGCCUUUUCUUUCCUGACGCUUUUGCAGAAAAUGGAUGCAAUUGGCUAG